AUGUUUGGCGUAUUCAUCCCAGCUCGACCGGUGGUUGGAGAGAUGAGCACAAUCUCUCCAACGCAGUUCGCCAUUUCCUUUCCAGCCUCACCACCGUUCCACAAUGUCGGCGUCUUCAUGCACCCGAAUCAAGUGCUGCCGCCGGGUUCGGCAGCCGGAGUCUACAUGCAACUGCCCGGCGAGCAAGGCUUCAAGUUCCUCGGCGCCAUCGCCAACGAGAAACCAUCCGCAUUGUUCAAGGUGACUAUUCCGGACUCUCUUGCCGCCGGGGAGAUCAAUCUCGGCAUCUCCGUCGAGCCCGUCCAGAACAUUCAAGCUCAAAUGGCUCAGCUGCAAGAAUCCUCUGGCUCCACGGCCCUCGCGAAGAGACCACCGGACACAAAGGUGCUGGCCCAGCGGAUCAUCAAGAACGCAUUUAAUUUUCUGGCCAGCUUUGCUGGAAACACGGCCAACGGCAUCGAAGUUGUCCCACUGAAGAGUUUCCAGGACUGGUGGGCCAAGUUCGAGAGAAAGAUACAAAACGACCCUGGGUUCCUAGAACGAGACGAGGUUUAA
This is a messenger RNA of Exophiala spinifera, 555 nucleotides long. RefSeq lists its product as uncharacterized. Gene Ontology annotation, cellular component: nucleus; cytosol. The record is from RefSeq and is a predicted model, not a curated record. Lineage: Eukaryota; Fungi; Ascomycota; Eurotiomycetes; Chaetothyriales; Herpotrichiellaceae. Gene Ontology annotation, biological process: protein import into nucleus. Gene Ontology annotation, molecular function: nuclear import signal receptor activity. Bases 1 to 555 code for a protein of 184 amino acids. The transcript has a single exon.